AUGGGCUGCCCGGCCCCGUUCCUGGGGCUGCUGCUCCUGCCCGGAGUUUUUCUACUCGAAACAGCUUACAGACUGAUCUUGAGCUCCCAGGAGCGUGGGAUCAGCGAUGCGAUACGGCCCUGGAGGUGCUCCUGGGCUCCUCAGCGGUUGCACAAGCACCUCCAGACAACGGGCCCUGAGAGCUUCCGGGAACAGCCAGCCGCCGAGACCGAGCGCCUAAAGCUGGCACUGGAUGACGGGGACUCGGACGCCAUCCUCUCAGGAAGGCGUUGUGGCCCUGACCACCGCUUCCGUGUCGUUCUAGAGCCACCUGCCAUGGACCCGCCUCCUUCGAGUCGUGGAGCCGACAAUCCUUGGCCCAGCCCGCCAGACGACCCGCCCAGGAUGAGGCUCGCCGACGGCCCCGGGAGGUGCUCAGGGCGCGUGGAGGUGUUCUACCAGGGCGCCUGGGCGUCGGUGUGCGGGGAUGGCUGGGGCCUGCGGGAGGCCCGGGUGGUGUGCCGGCAGCUGGGCUGCGGCCGGGCAGUGUCUGCCCCGCUGGGCGCCCACUUCGGGCCGGGCUUCGGGAAGAUUCUCCUGGACAACGUGCACUGCAGCGGUGAGGAGAGCCACCUGGCCCUGUGCGCCCAUGACGCCUGGUUCACGCACGGCUGUGGCCAUGAGGACGACGCCGGGGCCGUCUGCUCCGGUCCUCCAGUGGCAGAUGCCUUCCUGCCAGGGGAUGGCUUCUCCGAGCCUUCACUGCCCACAGCCCCAGAGGCCCGGACACCUCCACCUGCAGGAGGCUGGGCCCCCAUGAGGCUGGUGGGCAGCCGGGGGAGCUGCGUGGGCCGCGUGGAACUCUUCUACCAGGGCACCUGGGGAACCGUGUGCGACGACCUCUGGGACCUGCCACAAGCCAACGUCGUCUGCAGGCAGCUGGGGUGUGGCCGGGCCGUUUCAGCACCCGGUGAGGCCCACUUCGGUGAAGGUUCUGGCAAGAUCCUGCUGGAUGACGUGCGCUGCAGGGGCGACGAGGGGCGCCUGGAAGAGUGUGCCCACCUCGGCUGGCUCUCCCACAACUGUGGGCAUGGGGAAGACGCGGGUGUGGUCUGCUCAGAUGCUGCUCACACGGCGGGAACACCACCAGGUCGCCCUUCGGCUGCCACGGCAGGGACAGCCACUGCAGAGAAACCUCGGUGCGGUGGCGUCAUCACCAACUCGUCGGGCGCCGUGAGGAACCCGCCACGGAGCGACCUGCACGACAACGUGACCUGCGUGUGGGAGAUCCGGGCCAACGCAUCCGACCACGUGCUGCUGGCCUUCCCCUACCUGAACCUGGACUGCACCAACGAAUACUUUGACAUCCUGGACGGCCCCCCGUCCUCGGCCACGUCCCUGGGGAGGACCUGCUCUGGCUUCUACCUCACCUACGAGUCCUCCUCCAGCUCCAUGACCCUCAAGUACUUCCGAAGCUCCAACAGCAUCGGGAAGGUCUUCAUUGCGUAUUAUUACUCCGCAGCCAAAGAGCUGGUUCCACAAACCCCCCACCUCAUCAGUUUUCCUGUGACCACAGCCGCCCCAGCAGCACCCACGAUGGCGACAGCAAGGCCAGGGGACUGGCCGGAGCUGCGGCUGGCGGGUGGCUCCGGCCCAUGCUCGGGGCGCGUGGAGGUCCUCCGCCAGGGGGCCUGGGGCACCGUGUGCGACGACCUGUGGGACCUGAACGAGGCUGAGGUUGUGUGCCGGCAGUUGGGCUGCGGCAGGGCCAUCGCUGCCCUGGGGAAGGCCCACUUCGGCCCGGGCUCUGGGGAGAUCCUCCUGGACAACGUCCAGUGCUCGGGGGCCGAGCGCCACCUGGGCCAAUGCGUGCACUCGGGCUGGGCGGAGCACAACUGCGGCCACCACGAGGAUGCCGGCGUCACCUGCUCUGAAGGAAGUCGCUCCUGUGGAGGGGUGCUGACCCGGCUCCCCGGCUCGUUUUCCAGCCCCCGGUACCCGGAAAACUACCCAACCGACACCCAGUGCAUCUGGGAGAUCCACGUGGAUAAAAAUUCCCGCAUUAAACUCCUGAUUCCGAGCCUGGACCUGGAAGACAUCCCGGGGUGCCCCUUCGACUCGGUGGAGAUCUUCGAUGGGCCCAGGAUCUCCUCGCUCUCCCUGGGUCGGUUCUGUGCCCGAGGAGCUCUGCUGGUCUUCUCCUCCUCCGACAUCGUGACCGUGGUCUUCCGGAGCGACUUUGUGGUCACCAACUCCGGCUUCUACGCUCUGUUCGACAUGAUUCCGCCGGAUGAGGGCGAGCCAGGUGCAGGGGACUGGGCUCCGGACGGGACUCCCACACCCCCAGGUGGGUCGGGCACCUCCUUGGAAGCGAAUCGUGACUUGGGUCCUGACCUGGACACCGGGUUGGAGGACGCCUUCGGGUGCCCCUACGACUUCAUCGAGGUGUUCGACGGCCGGCAGAGGGCCUCGCUGUCCAUGGGCAGGUUCUGUGCUGGGGCGGCCCUCACCUUCCUCUCCUCCUCCAACGUCCUGACCCUCGUGUUCAGGAGCGACGCGGCCGUCACCCGCGCGGGGUUCUACGCCCUGUACCGCGCUUUUCUUCGGCUCCUGGGGAGCAGCCACGGGGUUCCCACCCACUAG
Myotis davidii is the source of this 2622-nucleotide messenger RNA. Its product is annotated as putative DMBT1-like protein. The transcript is spliced from 21 exons. The record is from RefSeq and is a predicted model, not a curated record. The coding region runs from base 1 to 2622 and encodes 873 amino acids. Lineage: Eukaryota; Metazoa; Chordata; Mammalia; Chiroptera; Vespertilionidae. Gene Ontology annotation, cellular component: membrane.